This is a messenger RNA of Aphis gossypii (cotton aphid), 2872 nucleotides long. RefSeq names its product proton-coupled amino acid transporter-like protein pathetic. The transcript has 9 exons. The record is from RefSeq and is a predicted model, not a curated record. Gene Ontology annotation, cellular component: vacuolar membrane. Bases 326 to 1696 code for a protein of 456 amino acids. Gene Ontology annotation, biological process: amino acid transmembrane transport. Gene Ontology annotation, molecular function: amino acid transmembrane transporter activity. NCBI's taxonomy places the organism in Eukaryota, Metazoa, Arthropoda, Insecta, Hemiptera, Aphididae.
GAUUUAUUUCAUCAUGCAUUUCUCAUUCGAACGCGUGCCGUCGUGUAAUCACAGAUAUAUUUUUUGAUUUUUUCAAAUCGAUUUUUGAUUUUAUGAUUUUCGUUUCAAUAUUCGUAUCUAUUGUACCAGCAUAAUCAAUAUUAUUGUUCAACAAAUUUCAGUCAAUGAAAAGCUACAUAUUUAACUCAUACUGAAUAAUAUUAAAAAAAAAACAUAUUCUUUUGGGAUUGAGAAAAAAACUACGGAGCAACGAAAAAUUUGUGUUCAGGAUUCACAAGAAGCAGGACCGAAACUCCAGUCGAUCGUAAUUGGCGAAAAUUCUAAGAUGAGAGAAGUACCGGAAAAUAGACAAAAAACUUUAAGAAAUCAAGAAAAGGGCGACUAUUUCGAUCCGUUUCUUGAGAGAAACUUAGAACACCCAACCACUAAUGGCGAGACUUUGACUCAUUUACUUAAAGCAUCUCUGGGAACCGGCAUCCUGGCCAUGCCGUUAGCUUUCCAGUGUUCAGGACUUAUAACCGGCAUAUUCGCAACAGUGUUUGUGUCUUUCGUGUGCACGUAUUGCUCGUACUCAUUGGUGAAAUGCGCUCAUACGCUCUAUAGGCGAACAAGAGUGUCGUCCAUGAGUUACGCGGAUGUGGCUGAAGUGGCAUUCGCCAACGGACCUAAAUGGUCUAGAAAUUUCUCUUCGGUAACCCGUCAGUCAGUGCUCUGGCUGCUGUUCGUCACGUACUUUGGAACGUGCAGCGUGUACACAGUGAUAAUCGCUUCGAACUUUGAUCAACUGUUCACAUACCACAUGGGUUAUGAACUGAACCUUCGGUCCUUUAUUGCGAUACUGCUCAUACCACUCAUACUGCUCAGCUACGUACCCAAUCUCAAGUACUUGGCGCCCGUCUCCAUGGUUGCUAACCUGUUGAUGGCCACCGGUUUAGGUAUCACGUUUUACUAUACGCUGAGUGACAUGCCCAAUAUUUCAGAAAGGCCGGCCGUGGGGUCGCUCGAAACGUUCCCAUCGUUCUUCUGCCUCACCGUGUUUGCCAUGGAAGCUAUUGGUGUGGUGAUGCCGUUGGAGAACAACAUGAAAACGCCCAGAAACUUUUUAGGAAUUUUUGGCGUGCUGAACGUCGGCAUGGGUGGCGUGACCAUGGUGUACAUUUUGCUCGGGUUUUUCGGUUACUUGAAGUACGGUGAAGCAACGAAAUCGAGUAUAACGUUAAACCUUCCCAUCGAAGACGUUGCCGCUCAAAUGGCUAAAAUAUGCAUCAGUUUAGCAGUGUUCUGCACGUACGGUCUACAAUUUUUCGUUUGCUUGGAAAUUAUUUGGACCAAAAUUCAGGAAAACUUUGAAAAAUCUACAAUGUUCCACAAUUAUGUUUUGAGAACGGUUCUGGUGACCCUGUCCGUGCUGAUCGCUGUGGCUGUACCGACUAUCGGACCGUUCAUCGGACUCAUCGGUGCCUUCUGUUUUUCGCUUCUCGGCAUCGUCGUGCCCGUUCUCAUAGAGUUUGCCACAUACUGGAACGACGUGACCAUCUGGAUGACACUUCGGAACGUAGUGCUAAUCAUUGUCGGUAUCUUGGCGUUGGUCUUUGGUACGGUUAACAGCGUCGCAGAUAUAAUCGCUGCGUACGAUCCCGCCCAGGCCGUCAAAUGUGCCAUAAAUUCCACGCUGACUGAACCAAUCGCAGAAUGACCGGAAAUCCGGCCAUACCAUCCACUGCCCAGCCACACAGAAUUCAAGACUUUCGAUCGUGACGAGUAUAUCGUUACGAUAAUUAUGUAUAUAUACAUAUAAUCAUAGGCGUAGUGCUAGGCGUUUCUUGGUGAGAUCAAAUGCCUUCUGCCCCAUUUCUUACCAAAAAAUUAAAAAGAAAAGGUUCUAUUGUUUAUAUCGUUAAGAUCAAUUUUUACGUUGUCUUUUAAAAUAUACGAAUUGCCUUCCGUUUUUAUCGUAAAUAAAAAGGUCAAUAUACACUAAUUGCUUUUGACGAACAGGUAAUUGGUAUUUAUAUAUAUUUUACUUCAUGUAAAGAAUAAAAUGGUAGUGAAUAAAACUAAGAAUCAUUUAAGAAUCAAUUUCUCAUUUAAUACCUGCCCGUCGGGAGGUAACUAGUACUAGACAUUUUUCAUUAACGUUGAAAUUUAAGGUACAUCGGGAGGCAAUUAGUAUGCGUCAUAUUUUUAAUAGGUAUAUUCCUCAUCUUGAUAGUGUAUAAUUUAUAUUAUAUCUUCAUAAAAUCAUAAUUGACUGAGUAUUAAAUAUAAUAAUAAUUUAAAGACGUGUAGAAUAUAUUUUUUUUUGAUAUGAUAAAAAAACAUUUUAACUAAUUUAUUAAGUAAAAAAUAGCUUGAUUUAAAAAAUAAUUGUUUUCAUUAAAAUUUAAAAUUUAAUUAUAAAAACAAUUAUGUAAAUAAAAGAGUUAACAAAAAUAAUUUUUUACAUAAAUAAUAAUGUAAUAUAAUCACACAUGAAAAGUUAUUAAUAUUGGUAAUUGUGUCACUUGCAAAUAAAAAUACUGACUACGCCUAUGUAUAAAAUAGAAUUAAUCAUGCAUUUACAAGUAUUCAGAAUGUUAAGGUGUGGUCGGGUUGGUCGGAUGACUGGGACCGACGCGGAUGUGGAAACUGCCAAGAUUAAUUUAUCAUUUUUAUUAUUAUUAUAUAUUAUUUUAUAAGACUUUUUUUUUUUAUUUGAUCUAGAGUCUAGACGGAUUCACAUAAUAUUUAAUAUAUUAUUAUAACUAGGUUUACAAAAAUUUUCUAUUUAUUUUUUUAUAAAUGUAUUAUGUAUAGAUAAUAAGAAAUUACAAUUGUAUUUUAUUUUAUUCUUUUUAUACAUAAUAAUAAUCAAUAUAUAAUUUAAUAAUUA